AUGACAGACAAAGAUCUUACGGAACGAGAUGCAAUAAAAAACAGCUUGCUACCCCUCAAAGUUAAUUUGAUAAUGUGUGCCUAUCAUACAUUGAGAACGUUCAACCGUGAAAUAACCACCGAAAAAAGAAAAAUAACACCAACUGAGAGAGACGAAGCUAAAAAAAUAUUGCAAGAAUUAGUUUAUGCGGAAACAGAAGAAAAUUAUGACAAAUUAUAUGAAAAAUUGAACACGUUACCACAAUCGAUUGUUGAUUAUUUUGACACAAAUUGGCAUGAAAGUCGGAAAGAGUGGUCAUUGUCAUCGGAUUAUACUCAGCACAAUUUUUUGAAUGGCACUAAUAAUCAUUUAGAGUCUUUGAAUGCAAAAAUUAAAAAAGAUUUAGAUCGGUACAUGAGCCUGGAAGAGUUUGUGAAGCAAAUUUUAAUUUUUAUGGAAUGUUCACAUAAGGAACGUGACCAUAAAGCGGCUGUUUCUUAUCAAAAAUCUCGUGUACUGCCAUAUGAUUCAAGUUCAGCUGAAUAUCGGUAUGCUGAAUUAUUGACUGAUAAUGAUAAUGCAUUUAAAUUUAUAAGAAAUGAAUUCGAAGAAAUGCCAAGUAUAGAACUUGAGUUCAAUGAAAAUUUAAAAGUCUAUGAAUAUCAAAAAACACCAUCAAUAAAAAUAUCUUCAAUGAAUUCAUCAUGCGAUUGUACAACCAGAGCUUCAAUGAUUCUACCUUGUCGUGACGAUGAUAAUAGGAAUGAUAUUAGUGAUAAUGAUGAGAAUAAUAUCAGUGAUAAUGAUGAGGAAGAUAUUUUUGAUAACGAUGAAAAUGAUUUCGGUGAUAACGAUGAUAAUAGCAAUGUUUUCGAUGAUGAUAUUGAUGGCAUUAAUGAUCCUGAUGACAAUAGAGAUGAUAAUGAUAAAAGUUCAGAUGAUGAUGAGUUUCUGAAGCCAGCAACUAAAAAGUACAGGACAUCAAACUUCAUAUUAGACGAUUCUAGUGAUGAAGAUAUAAUGUUACCAAGUUGCUCUACAAGUAAUUUGAAACGUAAUAAUAUUGACCAAUAUUCUCUCCGUGAAGAUAUACAAAAAAAUAUUCCGACUGAUCUUGUUGUAACGAAAAAUAAAUCUUUAGAGACUAACUCAUUUCAAACAAUAGAUUCUAUGUCAACCUCAUCUGAAAAAAGAAAUAAAAGUGAUAUUAAUAUUUUAUCAAAUGUUAUUGUAAAACCUGCAUUAAGGCGGCGCGGAAGACCUAGAGGAACAGACAAAAAGUCAACAGAACAAAAAAUAAAAAUAAUGCUAAAAUGGAUAGUGCAAGAUGUAGAUAUUAGUAAAGUCGUUAAAAGUAAAAUAUUGAUAGAAGAAAGUGAUAUAAAAAUGAACAAAGAAAAUACAACUUUUGCCAUAAUUGAUGAUACAAUUAAAAUAGAAUUGAUAAAACCAUAUUUUAAGAAGGAAGCAUGGAAAAAAUUAAAAAAAGUUAUAGAAGAAAAGAAGAUUGAUGAAUGGGAAUGUAGAAAAUGUAAAUUGAAUUUAAAUAAAACAUUAGAAGAAAUACAUAACAAAAAACAAAAUAAAAAAAAAAUUAGCAUAGGAUGUGACUACUGUUUGGAAUGGUUUCAUCUUAAGUGUGCUGGAUUGAUAAAAAUGCCAAAAAGCAAACUAUGGAUGUGCGAUUAUUGUAAAUUAACUAGCGACUAA
Microplitis mediator is the source of this 1689-nucleotide messenger RNA. RefSeq names its product protein PFC0760c-like. The coding region runs from base 1 to 1689 and encodes 562 amino acids. The record is from RefSeq and is a predicted model, not a curated record. NCBI's taxonomy places the organism in Eukaryota, Metazoa, Arthropoda, Insecta, Hymenoptera, Braconidae. The transcript is spliced from 4 exons.